AUGUUAUGGAAACUUUCACCUUUUUUAGCUAAAUCUCAGCUACGAUACCAAAGCCAACUGGCAACAGCAUACCUUCCCACCAUAUAUGCAUUAUCAACGGCACCUGGAACUAAAUCAGCCAUAGCUGUGGUGAGAAUAUCCGGAACCCAUUCGAAAUACGUUUAUCACCAAUUAAACAAUUCAGAAAAGAAAUUAAUACACAGAAGAACCCUUCUAAGGAAUUUGUAUGGACCUGGUAAGAAUCUCUUAGAUAAGGCAUUGACAUUAUUCUUUGAUUCUCCUAAAAGUUAUACAGGGGAAGAUUUACUAGAAUUACAUAUUCAUGGUGGUAAAGCAGUGACAGGUAGUGUUUUAAACGCAAUUGGAUCAUUAAAUGAUAGAAAUUCAGGGAUUGAAAUAAGAUAUGCACUUCCAGGUGAAUUUACACAAAGAGCAUUUCAAAAUGGGAAAAUCGAUUUGAUAGAAGUGGAAGGUAUACGAGAAUUGAUCGAUGCAGAAACUGAAACUCAACGUCGAUGUGCAUUAUCCAGUUUCAAUGGUAUGAAUAAGAAUCUUUUCAUGCUUUGGAGGGAUAAAAUCGUUAAUAAUAUUGCUCAACUGACCGCCAUCAUUGAUUUCGGUGAAGAUACAGAGAUUGAAGACACAAAUAACCUGCUCCAACUUGUUAAACAUAACAUGGUCCAACUAAAGCAAGAAAUCAAUCAAUUUAUUCAAAAAAUCGAAAAAACUAGUAUUUUGCAAAGUGGGGUUAAAGUUGUUCUUUUGGGACCUCCAAACGCAGGUAAAUCAUCUUUGAUUAACAGCAUAAGUAAUGACGACGUAUCUAUCAUUAGUCACACACCAGGCACCACUAGAGACACAGUUGAGGCCUCCAUAGAUGUCAAUGGAUACAAGGUAACCAUAUCCGAUACUGCCGGAAUAAGAUCUCACAGUUCAGACGAAAUUGAAUUAUUGGGCAUCGAAAGGGCAAUAAAGAAAAGUGAGCAAUGCGACCUAUGCUUACUCAUAGUUGAUCCUUUGAACAAACCACUCAUCAACGAAGAUUUGACGCAAAUGAUUCAAUCCAUGUACAAAGAAGGUAAGGAAUUCGUAAUUAUUGUUAACAAACAAGAUCUUUUGACGGAUGAGAACCAAUCCAAGUCGGUAAUGGAUGCACUAAGGGAAAAAUUUGGAGACAAAUUUCCUAUAAUCACCGUGUCAUGUAAGACUCAAGAAGGUAUAGAGCCAUUGGUUAAACAAUUGACACAAAUAUUCCAAAGAUUAUCUGAGACUUCAGAUGAGUCUGAUCCAAUCAUAGCAUCUCGAAGAGUCAAGGAAAUACUGCAUUCUGACGUCCUAUAUGGGAUUGACAGUUUCUUCGUCACCACAGACUCAGAAAUAGGUGGUGAUUCUUACGACGUAGUAAUGGCCUCUGAACAUUUGAGCCACGCCGCUGAUGGUAUUGGCAAGAUAACCGGUGAUGCCGUGGGCAUUGAAGAAGUCCUUGGGGUGGUGUUCGCCAAUUUCUGUGUAGGCAAAUGA
Molecule: messenger RNA, 1521 nt
Organism: Zygosaccharomyces rouxii
Lineage: Eukaryota; Fungi; Ascomycota; Saccharomycetes; Saccharomycetales; Saccharomycetaceae
Gene: MSS1
Product: Mss1p
Exons: 1
Coding region: 1-1521 (506 amino acids)
Biological process (GO): tRNA methylation; tRNA wobble uridine modification
Cellular component (GO): cytoplasm; mitochondrion
Molecular function (GO): GTP binding; GTPase activity; protein binding
Source: RefSeq, a predicted model, not a curated record